Molecule: messenger RNA, 4249 nt
Organism: Rhineura floridana
Lineage: Eukaryota; Metazoa; Chordata; Lepidosauria; Squamata; Rhineuridae
Gene: POLD1
Product: DNA polymerase delta 1, catalytic subunit
Exons: 27
Coding region: 218-3559 (1113 amino acids)
Biological process (GO): nucleotide-excision repair, DNA gap filling; base-excision repair, gap-filling; DNA replication proofreading
Cellular component (GO): delta DNA polymerase complex
Molecular function (GO): 3'-5'-DNA exonuclease activity; nucleotide binding; DNA-directed DNA polymerase activity
Source: RefSeq, a predicted model, not a curated record
CUGGAAGGGAUGCGAAUGCGUGUUGCAGCCGAUCACUCGCGUCAGGCCGUGUUGAAAUUCUCGUCGCUCCCCGGAUGAGGAAAAGUCACGUGCUGGAGCAGCGAUGGCCAAUGGGAAGAGGGUUGGCAUGGCAACAAGGGCCGAGAGAAGCAGGCUCCUCCUCUGAACUAGUUGGCGGGAGACUGGUCGGGGAAUAGGGGGACUGAGAUUUGCCAAGAUGGAAAACAAAAGGAAGACUUCCCUGGGAGGUCCUGGUGUGGGGGAUCCUACUCUUUCCCAACGGAAAAGGCUACGAGGUGAUUGGGAGGAGGAUGGCCCCUCACAGUUUGAAGAGGAACUGGCUUUCCUGGAUGAGGUGGAGACAGAGAUGGCUCUGGAGGUGAAGGAAGCACAGUUGACACCUGAUGCCAUCCCUCUUGGUAAUCUUUUCUCAUCGGUGCGGAAUCCAAAGUGGCAGAGGCCACUGCCUCCCAAAAUAAAUCCCAAAGAGGAGGCUCUGUGUUUCCAGCAAGUGGAACUGGAUUAUUAUGUGGGUUCUCACCUCCCUGGAUUCCCAGGAGCCACCCAGGGUCCAGUUCCUGUGUUGCGGAUGUUUGGUGUCACUCUAGCUGGCAACAGUAUCUGCUGCCAUAUCCAUGGUUUUGCCCCCUAUUUCUAUGUUCCUGCCCAGGCUGGAUUCCAAGCAGAGCACCUGGCUGACUUUCAGCGGGAACUGAAUGCAGCUGUCAUCCGCGACAUGCGAUCCAAUAAAGAUGGUGUGAGCCAAGUUGUUCUGGCAGUGGAGAUCUGCAACAAACAAAACAUGUACGGCUACCAUGGCGAGCAUCUUGUACCCUUCCUGAAAAUUACUAUGGCAAUGCCCCGACUAAUCGCUCCAGCCAAGAGAUUGCUGGAACAGGGACUACGGUGUGGGACAUUGGGAGUGCACCACUAUCAAGCCUAUGAAUCCAAUAUUGACUUUGAAAUCAGGUUCAUGGUGGACCAAGAUGUUGUUGGCUGCAAUUGGAUUGAACUGCCUGCUGGAAAGUAUCGCCUGCGACAAGAACAGCCGGCUGGAGAAUCCAGCAAGGAGAAUCCGCCCAAGGUGUCACUCUGUCAGAUGGAGGCUGAUGUGGCCUGGAUGGAUUUUAUUAGCCACCCGCCUGAGGGAGAGUGGCAACGCAUUGCCCCUUUGCGUGUGCUCAGUUUUGAUAUUGAAUGUGCUGGUCGCAAAGGCAUUUUUCCUGAACCGGAGAAAGACCCAGUGAUCCAGAUUGCCAAUAUGGUCCUCCGCCAGGGGGAGAAGGAUCCUUUCGUGCGCAAUGUCUUCACCUUGCAGAACUGUGCCACUAUUGUUGGUUCCCAAGUGCUCUGCUUCCAGAAGGAGGAGGAACUGCUCAAGGCUUGGGCAGAAUUCAUACGAACAGUGGACCCUGACAUCAUUACUGGUUAUAACAUCCAGAACUUUGACCUUCCUUAUCUCAUCAGCCGUGCCCAGACCCUCAAGGUCCAGAUGUUUCCCUUUUUGGGCCGUAUUCCUGCACGUAAGUCUGUCAUCCGUGAUUCUUCCUUCCAGUCCAAGCAGAUGGGCCGGCGGGAGAAUAAAGUCAUUAACAUGGAAGGCAGAGUCCAGUUUGAUCUGCUUCAGGUUUUGCUGCGGGAUUACAAAUUGCGCUCAUAUACAUUGAAUGCUGUCAGUUAUCACUUUUUGCAAGAGCAGAAAGAAGAUGUGCAGCACUCUAUUAUCACAGACUUGCAGAAUGGUUCGGACCAAUCCCGCCGUCGGCUGGCCGUGUACUGCCUCAAGGAUGCCUACCUGCCCCUGCGGCUUCUGGAGAAGCUCAUGUGUGUCAUCAACUACAUGGAGAUGGCAAGAGUCACUGGUGUCCCUCUUAGUUAUCUUCUGGCACGUGGCCAGCAAAUCAAGGUUGUCUCUCAGCUCUUGCGCCAGGCCAUGAAACAGAAUCUGGUUAUGCCGGUGGUAAAGUCAGAAGGUGGCGAAGAUUAUGCUGGUGCCACUGUCAUUGAACCGCUGAAAGGCUAUUAUGAUGUGCCCAUAGCCACCUUGGACUUCUCCUCCCUGUACCCUUCUAUCAUGAUGGCUCACAACCUGUGCUAUACUACACUGUUGCAACAGGGGGCGGUUGAGCGCUAUGGGCUUUUGUCAGAGCAGUUCAUUCGCACCCCAACUGGGGAUCAUUUUGUGAAGGUGUCUGUUCGCAAAGGGCUGCUGCCUGAGAUCUUGGAGAACUUGCUGGCUGCCCGUAAGAGGGCCAAGGGUGAGCUGAAGCAGGAGACUGAUCCAUUCAAGCGCCAAGUGCUGGACGGACGGCAGCUGGCCCUCAAGGUCAGCGCCAACUCUGUUUAUGGCUUCACUGGAGCCCAAGUGGGCAAGCUGCCUUGCCUUGAGAUCUCUCAGAGUGUGACUGGUUUUGGGCGUCAGAUGAUUGAGAGGACGAAGCAGCUGGUGGAAUCCAAGUAUACUGUUGCCAAUGGUUACAGCGCUGAUGCUAAGGUAGUAUAUGGGGACACAGACUCCGUCAUGUGCCGACUGGGCGUGCCCUCAGUCGCUGAGGCUAUGGAGAUAGGCCGGGAUGCAGCUGCCUGGGUCUCCAGCCAUUUCACUCCCCCCAUCAAACUGGAGUUUGAGAAGGUGUACUUCCCUUACCUCCUGAUCAAUAAGAAGCGCUAUGCUGGCCUUUAUUUCUCCUCCAACCCUGACAUGCAUGACAAGAUGGACUGUAAGGGCAUCGAGACGGUGCGUCGAGACAACUGCCCCCUAGUGGCAAACCUCAUCAACACUUGUCUGCAGAAGCUGCUCAUAGAUAGGGACCCUGCCGGUGCUGUGGCCCAUGCCAAGGAGGUGAUCUCUGAUCUGCUGUGCAACAGAGUUGACAUCUCGCAGUUGGUGAUCACCAAGGAACUGACACGCACGGCGGAUGAAUAUGCAGGGCGCCAGGCUCAUGUGGAGCUGGCUGAACGGAUGCGUCGGCGAGAUCCUGGCAGCGCUCCCAACCUGGGGGACCGAGUACCGUAUGUCAUCAUCGGUGCUGCCAAAGGCGUUGCAGCGUACAUGAAAUCUGAAGAUCCCAUCUAUGUGCUGGAGAAUAACUUGCCUAUUGACACUCAGUACUACCUGGAGCAGCAGCUUGCCAAGCCCCUCUUGCGCAUCUUUGAGCCUAUCUUGGGAGAGGGGAAGGCACAGAAUGUUCUGCUGAAGGGGGAACACACCCGCUGCAAAACGGUGCUGACAGCCAAAGUUGGAGGGCUCAUGGCUUUUGCUACUAAACGAAGCACCUGCAUUGGUUGCCGGGCCGUGCUCAACCACCAUGGUGCCGUGUGCAAGUUUUGUCUGGGCCGCCAGUCUGAGCUUUACCAGAAGGAGGUGACCCAUCUGAGCUCUCUGGAGGAGAAGUUCUCGCGCUUGUGGACGCAGUGCCAGCGGUGCCAAGGGAGCCUGCACGAGGAUGUGCUCUGUACCAGCCGUGACUGCCCCAUCUUUUACAUGCGGAAGAAAGUGCAGAAGGACCUUGAUGACCAAGAAGUGCUGAUUUCACGCUUUGGGCCCCCCACGUGGUGAUACCUCCUUGACCUAUAUUUCAUCAGACUGAAAUCCACCACUGCUCAUUCCCUUUGAAAAGGGGGAGGCAAAGGCUCAGUGAGGCCUGAUUAUUUUCCAGAAGAAAAUUGUUCCUGUUCUGUUCUAGACAUGGCUUUUGUUGUCAGACUCAGGGGCAGAAGGUCUCUAAAUAUUGAAGGAUAGCCUAGGAAAACUCCCUUGAGAUAAUUUGCGGAGGGGUGGGAGGGUUAUGUUUUUGUAAUAUGAAUUUCUACCAAUAAAGAUAUUUCUUCUUUUCUAUAUGCAAGUGGCUUAUGUGGGAUAACCUGGAAAACUCUUGAAUUCUAUGGAAGGACUGGAGGAUGGCAGAAGUCAGAUCUGGUUUAGUGGAAGUGAUUGUAGGGGCUAGGAGACACUUAUGGGCCACAUACUCAACAGCUGAAACAAACAGUAUGGACAGCUGUAAAGCUGGUACAACUGAUUUAUAUUUCCAGGUGUUGCAUUAAUGUUUAGGGUUUGCUUUUGUUUUUUCCUGGGGGAAAUUUACAUCAUCAGUACCCAUUAAACAAACACAAGAAGAGCCCUGCUGCAUCAAACCAAAGGCCUGGUCCAGCAUCCAGUUUCCUGCAGUGGCCAAAGAGAUGCUUAUGGGAAGCCCUCUAGCAGAACACGAGGGCAAAGGCCUUCUCCCACUGUUGAUCCCCAGCAGCG